This is a messenger RNA of Hypoxylon fragiforme, 2041 nucleotides long. RefSeq names its product alpha/beta-hydrolase. NCBI's taxonomy places the organism in Eukaryota, Fungi, Ascomycota, Sordariomycetes, Xylariales, Hypoxylaceae. The record is from RefSeq and is a predicted model, not a curated record. The transcript is spliced from 2 exons. Bases 499 to 1446 code for a protein of 315 amino acids.
CUAUGUAGCAUCACGAGAAUCCGUCGAUAAAGCGUGCAUCGGGCUUUACGCCGGCAGUAGGCACUAGAUUAGCGUCAUGAUGCGUUCGAUAGAUUCGCUAGAUUCGAUAUGGAUCUUCAAAAUGAAACGAAAUCUAAUCGGUUUAGACUCAGCCUGUUUCCAAAAAUUGUCCUUUGAACCAGGGGAAGGGGGGGGAUGGGGUGUGGGAAAGAGAGCACUGCCUAAGAGCGAAUUUCGCUUUUGAGUGCCGGCUGGGGAGAUCUGCAUUGGCCGAGCGAAUUUCGCUCUAUGCGGUCUACUUGAACCACGUCGGACUCGGUGGACAUGUCAAAUCACCGCUUGGCUACAAAAACUACUACAAAGAAUCCCGUAAGUAGAAGGAGAGGGUGACACACUUACGUACGUCAAUCUAUUUCCCCAUAGGGCCCAUAACGUCUUCUUGUCCUCCCUCUUGGCAUCAAAAACUGCCGUAAAGAACCAAUAGAACCAAUAGAACCAAUGGAAGGACACGUGAACAGGUUAUUAUCAACCACGGAGGUUCCCCCACGGUUCCUCAACAGCGCGCUUCUCGUCGGCCACAUUCCCCACAAGGCCUUAGCUUCCGAUUCUCGCGUGUCCUACUCGCUCUACGUCCCACCCCGGCACUAUGGCUUCGACGCAGGGCUCGUCUCGGCGCCCGCCAAGCUUCCUCUCUUAAUCAGCGUGCACGGCACCCGACGCUACUUUAACGAUAUAAAGGAUCUAGUGCCAUUCGCCGAGUCCACGCCGUGCGCCAUCCUCACGCCGCUAUUCCCGACCGGGCUCGACAGCCCCAUGGACAUCGACUCCUACAAGGUGCUCAAAUCCAGGACCCUGCGCUCGGAUCUCGCGUUGCUGUCCAUGCUCGACGAGGUCGCCUACCGCUGGCCCGGGAUCGACACGGACAAGGUCUUCCUCAUGGGGUUUAGCGGCGGCGGCCAGUUCGUCCACCGUUUCCUGUACCUGUACCCGGAGCGGCUCGCGGCUGCCAGUGUUGGCGCGCCGGGGCGCGUCACUCAUCUCGACGGCGAGAAGAAUUGGCCGAACGGCAUCAAAGACGUCGAGACCGUCUUAGGGAAAGCCGUCGACACGGAAUUGAUCAAGCAGGUCCCCAUCCAGCUCGUCAUCGGCGGCGAGGACUACAAGAUCCCCGGCGGCGACGAGUUCUGGCAGUGGGUGCGCGAGCUCAAAGCCCAACGCACGGGGAAGGUGGCCGAUGGGACAGCGCCGGAUGGCCUGCAGCCGCUGGUUGACCAAGGCAGAACCGAUACGUUGAGGGAAUUGAGGGACUCGUGGAAGGCGCUGGGGAUCGAGGCGCAGUUGGACGUUGUUCCUGGUGUUGAGCAUGAUUCCGGCGGAGUUCGCGAGUGCGUGCUGGCGUUCUUGCUGCCUUUGAUACAGAAGCGCCUAAAAGGUUCAACUUCUUGAGUGGAAGAGUGCUAGUUUCCUUUUUUAUACCCUUCCUUACAGUUAUCAUGUUGGCUAUUAGGUGGUAGGUUGGUAGGUACCUGAGUAGGUAGAUGAUUGGAAUGUUCUGCUUACCUCUUGUAUCAUAGCCUUCCGAAGUAUCUCUACAGCAAUGGAGAUGAAGCGGUUUUGCUACCGAGAUAAGGACUUGUACAAAUACCAUUAGGUUAGAUACCUACCCAUAAAGAUUUGCGAAGCUAAGUAGGCGUUGUGGGUUGCAUAGUCAAAUGAUGAAGAAUGAUACCUCCCUUCAUUUGCCAUGGAAUUCAGAUGUUCAUGUUUACUAGGUGCCUACUGUACUAAUAGCCCCGCUAUUUACCGAGCACCCUUAUUUCUCAGGCAGCAAGUGGGGCAUCACAAACCUCACCGGCGAUACGAUAUUCCCCUUGUACCCUAGGUACGUAUCUACCUACCUCCCCUCCGAAGUUAAACUUAUAAGGCCCCGGAAAGCAACAUCUACUACUUCCUGGGUGAGAACUCAGAACGUGGGCUUUCACCCAUGUUGGCUCAGUGGUAAGGUGCGAAAACCACCAGGGGCGCUCCUUUAAAGUGCGGG